CUCCUGCUUCCCCUCAGCUCCCUCCCUUUCCUGCCGGCCUCUCGGCAGAGGAUGUGUCUGGGAGAGAGAGUGCGCGCGUGAGGUGGGGGUAAAGGGGAAAGCCGUCAGUAGAAUGGAUAUGCGCCCUCUCUCCUCCACCCUCUCUUCUCCUUCCUCUCCUCCUCUGCCUCCUCUCCGGCUCUGCUCGGCCUUCCCGGCCCGCGUUGCGCACUGGUCGCUCCCUCAGCGCUGGCCCUCGGGGGUUGAAGGAGUCUCGUUGGGCGGACGGGUGGCUGAAAACUGAACUUCAAUGUCAGCUGGGAACCAGAAGAAUGGAGGUGACAAACCUAAAGAGGUUGCUGUGUGGCCAGAGGUGGAGCGGGCAGAGUGCUUGGCCCGCGGCGCUGCUCUGAAGUGGGCGUCUGGAGUUUUCUGUCGGCCCGAACAUCUGGAGCGACUGAGCCAGUACAAGAAGAGAGAGAGCCAGAGGACGGCCUCCAUCCACACCAGACUGAAGUCGAUGGUUCAGUCGUACCUGGAGGGGGUCGGCUGGGGCCUGGAGCAGCUGCGGGAGGCCCGGGACGAGCUGAGGGAGGUGUCGCUCACCCUGAAGGAAGCAGGACUGGAGUCGGAUGGAAACACAGACUGCUUGGCGUCUCUGGAGAAGCUGAGAGAGGUUUCGGUCGACCAUCGCCAGCUCUUCACCACCGUCAGCAACCUGCCUCGACUUUACGCCAUACGGAGCAUGGUGCUGGAGACGGAGCGUCUGGUGGAGUCCAGGCGGCUCCUGGAGGCCCACGCCCGGCUAAUGGAUCUGGAGCGCUGGCAGGACGACAUCCUCUGGCAGCUCCACGGGGCCGCUGGGACGGCAGGAGGUUCACUCAGCAGCGAGGACACGGAGCUGGUGGCCAAAUAUUUCUCUGGAGUCGGGCAGCUGGUGGACGCCCUGGGGAAGGAGCUGUGGGCCGUGGUGAGCAGCUCUCUGGCUCUGGCCCGCCAGAACCCCACGCCGUUUGUGUCCGCGGUGAGGAUAGUGGAGCGGGAGGAGGCCCUGGACCGGGCUCUGCUGGCGGAGAGAGGCGGCGGCGGCGGCGGCAGGCCGCUGCCCGCAGGAAGACCUCGCUGCUGGAAGGCCUGCUUCUUCCAGGUACUAGAGGAGGCGGUCUCUGCGCGAUUUCGCAGCGUUUCCUAUCUGCACACGCGAGGCCCGGGUUUGGCGGGCCACCUCUCUGCCCUCCAGCACGCCGUCAUGGCUGACCUGGCCACAGUGCGCCACCUGCUGGAGCACUGCGUCCCACCUCACUACCAGCUGACUGCAGCUUACCUGAGAGCCAGCCACCGCUGUUUACAGACUCACCUGGCGCAGGUUAGCAGCUGGGAUCUGGAGAGCGGCGAAAUAUUUGCCGUGCUCAACUGGGUGCUGCACAUCUACAACAGCCCAGAUAUGAUGGGACAUCCAGAGCUGGUCACAGAGUUGGACAGAUCAGAGCUGGGACCGCUCAUCUCCAUUGAGGGCGUCGAGCAGCUGCAGAGCAAAUACGUGCAGAGUGUCCGGAAGAGCGUAUCUGAGUGGAUGCACAAAGCUCUGCAGGUGGAGCUGCAGGACUGGCAGAGAGAUCAGGAGCCGGAUUCGGACCACGAAGGAUUCUACCACACCAGCCUUCCCACCAUCAUCACUCAGAUGCUGGAGGAGAACGCCCGGGUGGCUCUGAUGAUCGGGGAAUCCCUGCGAGAUCAGACCAUCCAGAUGGGGCUGUAUGAGGUAGAGAACCUCCUCAACAGGUUCCGGGAAGCUCUGGUUGAAUUUGGGAAGGAGCACCGCAGGGAUCCAACCAACAACAAAAACAAGUUCUACCUCCACUACCUGCUGGCCUCCAUCAGCAACUGCAUCAUCCUCAAAAAGUCCACGGAGAGCCUGCAGCAGCAGCAGUCGUCCCGCUUUGCAGGAAUGUUCUCUCGGACUCCCCCCAACCCUCUGGCAGCUCUAGACCGGGCGGUGAGGCGGGCGUGUCGACUGGUGAUGGAUCAGCUGCUGCUGGAGCUUCAGCCCUUCCUCCCCGGCCUGCUGACCCGACCCUGGCUGGUCCAGGGAGAUCCAGUCCCGAAACUGUGCAGCGUCCUGGAAAGUCACUUGGACUUGUACGGUCGAGUGCGGCCGCCCUGCCGGCAGCGGCUGCAGGAGGAGGCCCAGUGGCUGAUGGUGGUGGAGUACGUCCGGGCCCUGAUGCAGAAGAAGCUGGUGUGUCGGAGCAGCGAGGAGAGGAGGCAGCUGGCCCAGCAGAUGAUCCUGGACGACCAGCUGCUCAGAGAAGUCUUCCACAGCCUGUCUCAGCAGGAUAGCGAGGUGUCGCUUCCUGAAGUGAAUCCUCUGGCUUUGCUCCCCGUUCUGGCUGACUUCAUCCGUCUCAAAGAUCCCGGCAUGCUCACUCUGGAGGUUUCUGGACUUGCAGCCAAAUAUCCGGACAUCAGUGAGGAGCACGUGUCUGUGCUGCUGGACGUCCGUGGAGACGUUUCCAGGGACAUCCGAUGGGCCGUGCUGGACCUGCUGGAGCAGAGCGCCCCCCCCCUUCCAGCCGGAUACCGGCCCAUCUUCACAGACAUCCUGGUGCCGCCCUCCACCUUGGCCUUCUGCCUGCCGACGGCCAAGUGUGCAUGACUAGAUGGUGGAUCAAGCGGGGAAAAGCAUCCUCUUCUGUCCAGAUUUUUGGAGCGUGACGGAUCUGUUUCUGCUGCAGCUUAUCAGGGAAAAAGUUUGUGACUUGCUGGUUCGGGUCUGACUUCUAUUCACUGUAAAGAUCUGUCGUGCCUUAACACUGGAAUGACCGUCUCUCUCCCUCAGCUGGUUCUCAAAGUUAAUGCUACAGAUUUAUUAUAAAUUGCAUAUAAAUGGUUUUACUCAGACCUGAUAUUUAUUGUCAAAUCUUGUCCUUGUUUAGGGAAUUCAAUCCAGUCUGACCUACAGUGUGUCCAUUUAAAAAAAAUAAAAACAACAAAUAUUUGUUUCACUCACUCUCAUAUUUAUUUGCGUGAAAAAAUCAUCAGAUAUUUUUUUGCAUUUUAUUGGAUGCAUGUUAAAGUCAACAUAUACAAUAAAAACUAAAGGUAAAUACAUGAGUUUUUCAGGAGAAUGCCCCCCUGUGAGUAAGAGAUAAACAUACUGCAUAAUGACUCUGGUUUAAAAUCAUUACUUUUAUUACCAUUAGGUUAUUAUUUUCCAAAAACCUGACUUUUUUUCAAAGUUGUCUCCUCCUUUGUUGUUUAUACCAGAUUUUUUUUUUUUUUAAUUGUUGCAUAUUUAUUGUAUUUAAGUGGUGGUGUUUUUUUUUUCUUUUGUUGUAUGCACUGUAAACUUGAUCACAUUGAAUUUUAAAUAAAAAUUUUCGAAGUAGA
Messenger RNA from Xiphophorus hellerii (green swordtail), 3369 nucleotides. RefSeq names its product exocyst complex component 3-like 1 (gene exoc3l1). Gene Ontology annotation, molecular function: SNARE binding. NCBI's taxonomy places the organism in Eukaryota, Metazoa, Chordata, Actinopteri, Cyprinodontiformes, Poeciliidae. Gene Ontology annotation, cellular component: exocyst. Gene Ontology annotation, biological process: exocyst localization; exocytosis. The coding region runs from base 290 to 2635 and encodes 781 amino acids. The transcript has 15 exons. The record is from RefSeq and is a predicted model, not a curated record.